UAAUAUUACUAGGUAGGUGGGCUCGAACUUCUAACGUUAGCAGAAUCAUCAUUUAUUAAUCCGUCAGCCUUGCAUGCACGGCUGUGAUUGUUCGCCUCUCCCCACAAAAUUAUUUGGUUGUCGAGCUUCCAAUCAGACUACGAAACCACUGCAAGAACACCACACCAUCAACUCCAACGCCAUCUACAACUGUUACUCUGCCACCGACAAUAAUCCAUUUACCGGUCAAAAUACGACUACAUCACACCCGAUCUUUCCUCCUCAUAACCACUGAGAUUUGAAUCAUAGCAUCAUUUGCAGAAUUCAGAAUAAACGUCAUCUCAAUACUCUAUCCAUCAUAUUCGGUAUAACGCUAACGAACAUCCAACGACAUCAUGAAUCGACUCCCACCUGAGAUUCUUGACUCAAUUCUUCAGAAGAACAUCGAGAUGUCCCGCGAUCACAAAGCCCAACUUUUGGGUUUGCGAUUAGUAUGUAAAGCGUUUGAUCAAGGCUUAAAAUCGUCAAUCUUCAAGACGACCUCGUUGGAAUUCUCGCGAUUCGCCCGAUUCAAAAAUAUCGAUGACAAUCCAGAUCAAUUGAAAACGCUCCGAGACGUAGUUUCGUUAUCAUCCUGCGUCUACAUUGAUAUGAUGAUAACUAGAGAUACCGAUGAAAUUGAUCAACUUAAAGAGACCUUCAACGCUAUCUACGAUGCCGUUCCUGAAAUGGCAGACUUGAUUGACUCCCUUCGAUCUUAUUGCCUCAACGAGACAACAUUCACAGAGGAGGAUUACAGUGGUCUAGUUUGCAGAAUCAUGCAGGGUGGUCCAGAUAUAUCCCGACUGAAGAUUAAUCUACCCUUCCAGGUUGUCAGCAAUGCUUUCAUGACAUCUACAAGAUUAUUCGCCAACACCCUAGCAUGUGCGGCGAAUCGACCAGAGGAACAUCGAAAAAUAGAUACAUUGGUUCUAGAUCACAUCACUGACGUCACGAUUAAUAGCCUAUGCAACGUGCACAUCGAUGUCGAGAAUGCUUUCAAAGUAUUUCAAAAUCUCAAAAGCUUAGUGAUAUCAUUCAAAAGACAAGAAAGCAGGACAUCACUACAAACAGUUUUUGCUCGAAAUUUCUGGUUGUUAAUUGGGAAAGCCCAGGACUUGGAAACCUUGUGCCUCAUUGGAUGGAACGUGGCGCAAACUACCAAACGUAUAAGAAAUAGAAGGGUCGCGUCUAGGAUGACAAACGAACAGUGGACUAUGCGGUGCCUCCCAUACUAUCCUAGCAAAAGACUUGUCCUUAGCAAGUUGAAAUGUCUGGAAUUAAAACGGAUGGAUCUAGACCCUCUGAUGCUGCUUCUUUUGAUCAAGGAAACCAGGCAUUCUUUGAUAGAAUUAUACUUGAAUGAUAUUGGUCUGAAAGUUAACGGUUCGACGGAUCGAGAGAAUACCAGUCUAUGGAUAGGUUACCAGAAUAUUCAGAAGCCUGACGAAUGUACAUGGGUUGCUCCAGCUAUCCGAGACAUUGAAGGUCUCAAUCUCAAGGUCCUCCGAGUUAGUAAACUUGGUUAUGAUGAUUACAGUCCAGACCUUGAUUCAGAAACCCCCAAUUAUGAUCUUGACGACCCUACUGGACACAAUCAAUCUUUUGAUCAAAGGUUUGUGGAAGCUGUCAUGGGUACAAAAGCCACGCUGCCCCUCGAGUUGGCAUUCGAUACAUCUUCUGACAUGGAGAUUCCACAUGGAAACGUAACCGAUGCUGAAGUUGACCCGAGUACUUACGAUGCUGAAGCAUAUCAAAAGAUUUACAACUCAACAUCGAACUACAAAAAAUCCAUUGAUGGCAUCUUUUGCAAUAACAAUGAACGGGCAUUGAGGGAAUUGCAAAACAUAGUCAGCGUUGCCGACAGAGGCAUGGCAUUACUUACAAGAGAAGUGGAAAGAGGCACUGGCUUGACUGCCGAUCCAAUCUCUGGCGCAAUUGUCGAUCCUCCAGUUGGUACCUGAAUAGGCUGACGAUAAGCCGGAGCCUCCCAAUCACGAUUAUAUGAGACCACAUAUCACCGGUAUGGGGAUGUUGAUACUGCACUUCGAAAUAAUUAUUGCUUUAUUUAUGACUCUUCUAUCUAGGGACAGCAGAAUUUACUUUGCCCA
Messenger RNA from Botrytis cinerea B05.10, 2129 nucleotides. RefSeq lists its product as hypothetical. The transcript is spliced from 2 exons. Lineage: Eukaryota; Fungi; Ascomycota; Leotiomycetes; Helotiales; Sclerotiniaceae. The record is from RefSeq and is a predicted model, not a curated record. The coding region runs from base 375 to 1982 and encodes 535 amino acids.